Cucumis melo (muskmelon) is the source of this 1530-nucleotide messenger RNA. Its product is annotated as (-)-alpha-terpineol synthase-like. The record is from RefSeq and is a predicted model, not a curated record. The transcript has 6 exons. The coding region runs from base 1 to 1530 and encodes 509 amino acids. NCBI's taxonomy places the organism in Eukaryota, Viridiplantae, Streptophyta, Magnoliopsida, Cucurbitales, Cucurbitaceae. Gene Ontology annotation, biological process: diterpenoid biosynthetic process. Gene Ontology annotation, molecular function: terpene synthase activity; magnesium ion binding.
AUGAUGCUCAAUAAUGAAGAAUCAUUGGUUGAUGAUAGUUUGAAAGGAUUGGAAGUUGUUGAUGAAUUGCAAAGAUUGGGAAUCUCAUAUCACUUUCAAAUGGAAAUAAAUCAAAUAUUAGAGAUUAUCAAUGGAAGAUUCAACAAUGGAGAAGAAGGUUUAGAAUGGAACAACAACAGAAGUUUAUAUGCCACAUCUCUCCAUUUUAGAAUUUUAAGGCAACAUGGCUAUCACAUCCCUGAAGGCGUGUUCAAGGAGUUUAAGAAUGACAUAGAAAAUUUGGAUAAUAUUUGUGAGGUGAAAGCUAAAGGAAUGUUAUCAUUGUAUGAAGCUUCAUUCUUAGCAAUGGAAGGUGAAAGCUUUUUGGAUGAAGCCAGACAAUUUGCCGUCCAACAUCUUUCAAAAUACCUUAAAUCUAAUAAUAAUGAUCAAAUCAUUUGUACUAUGAUAAGACAUGCUCUUCAACUCCCAUUUCAUUGGAGAAUGCCAAGAUUGGAGGCUAGGUGGUUUAUCGAUAAUGUGUAUCAAACAAAACCCAACUCAAAUCCGGUGUUGUUGAAUUUAGCCAAAUUAGACUUCAACAUUGUCCAAUCCAUUCAUCAAGAUGACCUAAAAGAUGUCUCUAGGUGGUGGAAGAGCACAGGGCUUGGAGAGAAACUUGAGUUUGCAAGAGAUAGAUUGAUGGCUAAUUUCUUUUGGUCUGUGGGAAUGGGAUGUGAACCUCAUCUUCAAUAUCUUAGAACAAUGUCUACAAAAAUUGCUUCAUUAAUAACCAUUAUUGAUGAUGUUUAUGACGUCUAUGGAACUCUGGACGAACUUGAACUUUUUACCGAUGCUGUUGAGAGAUGGGAUAUCGGAGCAAUUGAUUCAUUACCGAACUACAUGCAAAUAUGUUUUAUUGCUCUCCACAACACCAUCAAUGACAUGGCUUUUGAUGCAAUAAAGGAUCAUGGAGUGAAUGUCAUUCCAUAUUUAAGAAAAAUGUGGACAGAUUUAUGCAAAACAUUCUUGAUCGAAGCAAAGUGGUAUUACACAAAUUACAAACCAACAUUUGAAGAGUACUUAGAGAAUGCAUGGAUUUCAGUAUCAGGAUCUCUUCUUCUUGUUCAUGCUUACGUCUUCACCACAAAUUCAUUAACAAUAGAGGCUUUGGAGUGCUUGCAACUUCAUCCAAAUAUCAUUCGAUAUUCAUCCAUCAUCUUUCGUCUUGCCAAUGACUUAGCUUCAUCUUCGGAAGAAGCAAAGAGAGGAGAAGUCGCUAAAUCUAUACAAUGUUACAUGAAUGACACGGGUGCUUCAGAACAAGAAGCACGACGAUAUCUUAAGGAUUUGAUUAUGGAAUCAUGGAAGAAAUUGAAUGAAGAAGUUCAAACUUUGAAUAAUUCACCAUUACUCUCCAAAAGUUUCAUUGAAAUUGCGUUAAAUCUUGCUAGAAUUUCUCAUACUGUCUACCAAUAUAGAGAUGGGCACACUGUUGAAGAUCAUGAGACCAAGGAUCGUGUAUUAUCCUUGUUUAUCAAGCCUGCUUAA